This is a messenger RNA of Seminavis robusta, 2110 nucleotides long. The record is from the annotation of a GenBank genome assembly. NCBI's taxonomy places the organism in Eukaryota, Bacillariophyta, Bacillariophyceae, Naviculales, Naviculaceae.
UGCAUACUGAGUAUCAGCAUCCAACAUGGUGUAAACAUUGAACGAAGCAACUUCAACAGCACAUCGAUCAUCGCCUCACUUUUGACAGAUACUAGCUAGUAGAUCACCGACAAGGCUAAUACUUUUGGCAUGCAUACUGUUGGCAAGGCGAAGGCAUGCAUACUGUUGGUCUGUCUAUAUAGCACAACCUGAGACAAGCCUUUGCAGCUUCAGAUCAUUGAGUAUCUGAUCAUACCGUAUAAUCCUGAGCUGGAGAAUACCCCUCUGUGUCCACCACGUGUUCAAGGGGAUCCGCCAUCGGCAUUUGGCAGAUCCGAAGACGCAUCUGCUGGUAUACCCAACAAAAGGGAGAGCAAGUUGAUCUUAGCCGGAGAACAGCUCAAAAAUCAAAAUGGAGACGAGACGGAAAAAUUCCAAGAUAUCUUCCUAUCAGAUUUUAUGGAGUUGCUUACUCAUCGGCAUGCUAGAUCGGUUUUGCCUUGGCUGGACGCCACACUCACCACCACCACUGCUGCUGACGAGCUCACGAAAUUGUAGAAGGAACAGCAAUAUAUAUCAUCGAACAUCAGCUUUCGAGAGAUACCUUGGCCUUUUCUCAUCAGUGGAUGACGAUGAAUCUUCAGAUGAUGAUAUACCCCCACCAGAACCACCAGAGGUCACCCGACAACUCCCAGAUCCCACGCCGCCAUGUGUUAUCAAAGUUUUGGGUGUUGGAGGCGGUGGUGGGAAUGCUGUGAAUCGAAUGAUCGAAACUCAAAUUGAAGGUGUAAGCUUCUGGGCGAUCAACACGGAUGCUCAAGCCUUGUCCAAGUCUCGAGCUCCCAACGUUCUCAAUAUCGGUCGAGCCUUGACAAGAGGACUGGGCGCGGGAGGAGACCCAGUUAUUGGAAAGAAAGCGGCACAAGAAAACUUGAAAGAACUGGAGCGCAUUUGCAAGGGAUCAGACAUGGUGUUCAUUACGGCUGGUAUGGGGGGUGGAACGGGGAGUGGUGCAGCACCCAUCCUGGCAGAAGUCGCCAAGGCAAAUAAUGCACUAACGGUUGGGGUGGUUACCAAGCCUUUUGCCUUUGAAGGAAGAAAGAGAAUGGUGCAGGCAGAAGAGGCCAUUGAAGCGUUACGAAAGCAUGUUGAUACUGUGAUUGUAGUGUCUAAUGACAAACUGCUUCGCAUUGUGCCCGACAAUACACCUGUGACUGAUGCCUUUUUGGUAGCUGAUGACAUAUUGCGACAAGGUGUUGUGGGAAUCUCAGAAAUCAUUCUCAAGACUGGAUUGGUCAAUGUGGAUUUUGCCGAUGUGCGUGCCGUGAUGAAAGAUGCAGGAACUGCGUUGAUGGGUGUGGGAACGGGCGUCGGUCGUAACCGUGCAGCAGAUGCUGCCAUUGCAGCAAUCUCCAGUCCACUGCUAGACUUUCCCAUUCAGAAAUCGAAGCGAAUUGUCUUCAAUAUUGUGGGCGGUGCCACCAUGGGACUUCAGGAAAUCAAUGAAGCCAGUGAAGUCAUUUACGAAAACGCUGAUGACAAUGCCAACAUCAUCUUUGGUGCUUUGGUGGAUGAGACCAUGGGAGAGGAGAUCAGUAUCACAGUGUUGGCCUGUGACUUUGAGGAUUUGUCAUUGCCCGAUCAGAGUAAAGCCAUGCAGGUUGGCAAAGACGAAAGCUCCAAGCCAUCUGUGAGCCUGGUUCGAGAUCCCAACUAUUACAGAGAACGGAGGAAAAACACGCAAAGCCCGUUGGGUCCUGAUGCCUCCCUGGAAGAGACUCGUGUUGCUAUGACAAGAGGGUUUAAGAAACCUGGCGAGAGCUCGAUGAAAUCUUCAGAAGAGUACGACAACGAGAAACGACGAAGAUUAUGGGGUUUUCUUCGACGGUUUUCUCGCCGGAAAGACUAGCUAGCUAAAGAAGAAGCGACAGCUGCCCGCAAGGGCUACGACCAAGUUCAAUCUGCGUAAUGUAACAAAGAAUAGUCAUAAAAGCUACACUGUGUACCUCCCUUGCAAGUUACCGUAUUGCUUUGUGCAAGCAAGGUUUUUUGUGUCUGUCUGUCUCACUCCAACCUGAAGAGAAAUCUAAUGGUGCAACGAGUACUAGCUAGCUAGUGUAGAUAACCGUGA